Wasmannia auropunctata (little fire ant) is the source of this 2313-nucleotide messenger RNA. RefSeq lists its product as uncharacterized. The transcript is spliced from 2 exons. The record is from RefSeq and is a predicted model, not a curated record. NCBI's taxonomy places the organism in Eukaryota, Metazoa, Arthropoda, Insecta, Hymenoptera, Formicidae. Bases 1 to 1698 code for a protein of 565 amino acids.
AUGCGAUCCGGGAUCGACGUAUCCCGUCUCGGCGCGAGCGGAUCCGCCUUGUCCUUCGACGGUUCCUCAUGUUCCUGGUUCGAAGACAUCUCGCGCGGCGAUCGCGCCGCGUAUAUAAGUCAAAACCAGAUCGCAAGCAAGGUGCACAGCCCGGACAGUCCUUCAGCCAGCAAGGAGGUCGGCGGAGACACACCGAGCACGAUGCAGGCACUGAUUCCAGUUUUCGCGAUUCUCGGCGCGGCGGCGGCGGCGGCGGCGGCGGCGGCGGGCGCGCAGCUGACCCUGCUGCCCUACGCCUAUCUGGCGGAUCCGCUUCCGGUGUACCAUCAGUCGCAGGACACGCGCGCCGGGGUGCACGCGUACAGCUACGCCGGCGGCCCGUCCGCCAAGGAGGAAGUCCGGGGUCUCGACGGGGUCACGCGCGGCUCCUACAGCUACGUGGACGCGCACGGUAUCCUGCAAUCCGUCUUCUACGUCGCGGACGAGGGCGGCUUCCGCGUCGCCGCGACGAAUCUGCCUACGGACGGCAAUGUGCCGCUCCUCGAGGCCGGAGCUCCCGAGGUCCUGUUAGCCAAGCACGCCCACUCGCAGGAGCACGCGAGGGCCGUCGUCGUCGGGGUGGAGGAGGGACACGCUGCGGCGAGCCGCAGGAAGCGCAGCCUCGAGGCUGCACCGGCCGAUCGAGAUCGUCAUCAGAUAGAAAAUCCGAGCUCCCAGGGAGAUCAGGCCGAUCGGGACGCGGCGGCGGCGGCGAUCGCCUCGCCGAAGAGUUCCCACGAGCUUGCGGCGCAGGAGGAAAAAUCCAGCAAGGGUCGGGCCAAUCGCAGCGCCGCGGAGGCCAUCGUCGCGCCUGUAUACGGCCUGCAGCUAGACUCGGUUCUGAUCCCGAGACUGACCGGCGCGGCGACUUCUCAUCAGAGCCGCGUCGAUGUUCACAAUAACAUUCGUUUGAAGGCCGUUCAACCCGUCAAGACGAUCAGCGUCCUGUCGGAACCUGCCUAUGAGACGGUGAUCCUACCCAGUCAGAUACCUCUGGCGACCUCUCAUCAGAGUCGCGUCCAGGUGCACAACAGUCGUCGCGUCGUCGAGGUGCCGGAAAAGCUCGUCAACGCGGAAACGAUCGCGGUCCAGUCGCAGAUCCCGGAGGCGGCCGCCGUCAAGCUGGAGCCGCUUUCGAUCGUCUCCGCUCUUCCCGAUUACAACGAAAAUCGGAUCCAGUUUCACAGAAAUCUCGGAUUGGAAGGCCCGAAUCGUAAGGACGCCGUGAAGAUCGACGCGGCGCAGCUGGCGAUCGUUGAGACGCCGAUCGCCACCGCUGUACGCGCGGUUCCAGUCGUUUCCAAGGAGGCGGUUGUCGUCAAGGAGUCAGUUCCGGUCGUCGCCAAGGAGGCAGUUCCGGUCGUCGUCAAGGAGGCAGUGCCGGUCCUCGCCAAGGAGAUAGUUCCGGUCGUCGCCAAGCAGGCAGUACCGGUCGUCACUAAGGGGAUACUUCCGGCUGUCACUGCCGUUUCCAGCCAGAGCAGAAUCCAGAUCCAUCGCAAUAACAAACUCGAAGUAGCCGUGCCGUUCGCGAGCGAGCCGACCGUGUAUUUGGCGUCUUCCUUUGCUCAACCGUUCACCACCUGGCCGAUAUUGGCGCCCAUUGCUUAUUCUUCUCAAUAUCGUCAUCAAAUACACUCGAGCGAGAAGCUCGAAUAAGGCAAAAUAAGGAUUCGGUCGUUUCGCUCGCUAGCUGAUAUCGCAAGAAUUUUCUCUUCGCGCAUUCAUAUUUAUUCUCAUUAAUCAUUUUUCAAAAUUCAUUUUUACGUAUCAAGAUUAUGUUUGAUCGAUAUCUUAAUUGAUCCUGAUAGACAAUAUCAUUUUUUUUUAGUUUAGCUCUUUGCGACAUAGAUUAAAGUUUAUGAAUAUUUCAUAUAGAUAUCUAUUUAAAUCAAUCUUUAUAAUUUGUACACUAUAAUUUUCCCAUCUCUUAGCAAGAGCGGUUAAAAUUAAUGUCACAUAAUUAUAUGUCGUAAUGACAAAACUAAUUAUAAAAAAUAUUUAUGAAGCUUUAAAGCGUCAAAAUAAAAUGCGCGGAUAAGUCAUUUGCACAUCGUGUUCAAAUAAUUAGAAUAAAGCAGUAUCUUCAGCGAGAGUUUCAUGAAUUUAUGACAAGCUUGCUCGCGGUAGCUCGCUCGGUUGACAUCAUUAUUAUUCGUCCUCGCCUUGCAUUCAUUUAUUCCUGUAACGAUAACAUCUUACGAACUUGUAUUAAAUUAUUGUACGAUUAUACGAUCCUCGUACGAAUUCAUACAUUAAAAACACAUUGUCAAU